GGCUGUCUGACACGGUGAUCUUUUGCUCUCUAAARCUAAGCUAGCGCGCACCCUUCUAUUGUAUUGUUAUUCAAAAUCAGAAAACUGGAAUUAUUUAGAAAUGCUAAGUUUAUGCGUUUCUUAUGUAGAGGUUUGGAUUUAAAUUUUUUAAGAUAUAUUCGACAACAUUGAAGAUGUCUAUCUAGUCGAACACCUCCUACAAGAUAAUGGACUAUCCAAAGCCGUUAAAGCUAAUACAAGAUGGAAAUAUAGACGAGUUUGUAGAGUUGAUCAAUACCAGUGCUGAUCCAAGAUGUAUUAUUAACGUAAAACACGAAAGAUCGGGAGAUAAUGCGGCUAUUGUUGGUGCGAGACAUGGCCGACUCCAAGUAUUGGAAAUAUUACAUAGGAAUGGAAUGGACUUUGAAUUGUGGAAUUGUGAUGGUAAAAGAGCGAUACAUGAAGCUGCCUACGGAGCUCACCUGGACUGUGUAAAGUUCUUGAUUAAUAUAGGUGUUGAGUUUGACUGCCUGAAGAGAGCAGAUUGGACUCCACUCAUGCUUGCUUGUACAAAACCUAACAUUGAUGUCAUUGACGUGCUUGUCACAGCUGGAGCCAGUUUGGUACAAUGCAACAAGGAUGGCUGGGACAGUUUCCAUGUUGCAGCAAGAGAAGGGCAUGUUAAUAUUUUAGAAUACUUACUAAAGAAGCUGAAGGAAUCUGGAUCCUGGUCAAGUAAGAGAUAUAGCAAAAAUGGACGUACUCCUCUACACACAGCAGCUCUGCAUGGUAAGACUGAAGCAGUGAAGUUUAUAGUGGACAACUGUGAUUAUGAGCCUGAUGUCUCUGACAGCUGUGGAGCAACACCAUUAAUGGAUGCUCUACGCAGUGGUCAGAUUCCUAUUGCUGAAUACCUCAUAACACACCAUCAGGCAUCAGUGCAUGCAUGUGAUAAACUUGGUCACCAACCAAUUCACUUGGCAGCUCAGACUGGUUGCAUUGAUUCAAUGGAUUACCUYAUAUCAAAACAUGAUGUUGAUCCACAAACCAGAACAGAGAAAACAUCCAUGACUCCUUUACACUUUGCAUCUAAGGAGGGCCAUUCACAUGUCAUAAAGUAUCUAGCGGGUUUAGGAGUUGACGUCAAUGCACAGGAUCAUCAAAAACGAACAGCUCUUCAUCUUGCAUCGGCAGCGGGACACCUUGAAAGUGUUAGUCUUCUUUUAGUAGAUAUAAAGGCUGAUGCUUCAAUACUUGAUACGAACGGCAAGACUGCGCUGGACCUCGCUAUAAAACCAUCUGUAAUGAAACUUUUAAAAWAAAAAAUUAUUAUUCAUGUUUUGAGUUUAGCUCUGGUCAUGACGGGAAUACCCCCGCUUCUCRGCCUCGAUUGUGUACACAGAUGUGGUUUUCUUUUAUUAGUUUCCAUUGUAUAG
Molecule: messenger RNA, 1415 nt
Organism: Actinia tenebrosa (Australian red waratah sea anemone)
Lineage: Eukaryota; Metazoa; Cnidaria; Anthozoa; Actiniaria; Actiniidae
Product: ankyrin repeat domain-containing protein 16
Molecular function (GO): protein binding
Source: RefSeq, a predicted model, not a curated record